Molecule: messenger RNA, 2360 nt
Organism: Linum trigynum
Lineage: Eukaryota; Viridiplantae; Streptophyta; Magnoliopsida; Malpighiales; Linaceae
Source: the annotation of a GenBank genome assembly
AAUCGCCGCCAGUUUCUCUCAAGGUCUGGACUCUGGAGUCACUUGAAGGGAAAGCCUUCAGCUUCCGCCAUAACCAGCGCGAGAGCGGAAACGUCUUCUCCGCCCAAAGUUUCAGUCGGAGUUGCUCGCCGUUCUCGGCCGCCGUUGCAACUCUUCCUUUGAUCGCUUUCCCUCCUCCCCUGUCUGCUAUUUGUUGAACAUUAGACUCCUCAUCUCGACGGCGGCGGACGACCGGGUUUUAGCUGCUGUCUGUGCUUUUACGCGCCGCCGCCUUUCAGCAAAAUCGUAGGGGGCGGUUGCCGAACGAGUUUUCCCGGCUAACGAUUGAAGUGACUCCCUGAAAGAGAAACAAGGUAGAUUAUUAUUCUUUCUGUGAUAGCCAGCUCCAUUUAUUUGCCUCUGACAUUCUCUGAACCGGGGUUUGAAUUGGAAUCCAAACUACAGUGCUUUCCUUCCCUUCCUUCUGUAUUUUGUUUCCCUUAGACUCUUAAAGAUGCAAAGUCUUUGCUUUGUGGCUGAAUGGUUUAUCUCUGUGCUGUGUUGAAUUAUUUGUAAUGGUUGUAACCUUGUGGUAGAACUAAUUAGGACUCUGAAACUUGCUCUUAGUUCGUAGAAUCCGAAGAUUGUUACUCAUCCAAAGUACUGCUGCGUUUAUAUUAGUGAAAGAUUUGUAUCUUGGCGUGCUUAGUGAUAUUCCCUGUCAUCGGUAUGAUUUAGCUUUUGCUAUCAUUGUGUUGGAUUCUGACUUGGUGGAACUGUUGAUUGCCACUCUCAGUUUCUUAUUGGCCAGAAUGGAGGUAGAAGAGCUCGAAGCUAAUGGAAUGAGUUUGAAGGGUGGUGCAGAUAUGAGUCCGGGUGAGGGGAAGUCGAACAGAUUGAAAAGCAAAAAGAAGAAGCGGAUGCAAGAGGUUGGAGUGAUUGAAGUUGAGAAACACGUCAAUGGUGACAACACCGAAGAAGACUAUGAUGUUGAAGGGAGCCGAACAAGGCUGAAAAGUGGGAAGAAGAAGCAGAAGAAGAAAAUGAUGAAGAAUGCCGAAGUUGGUGGUGAUGAGACUGGUGAGGAAGAGGUGAAGAAGGGGAGUAAGAGAAAGAGGCAGCAGUUAUUAGAAGAAACUGAACGGGAUGAGGAGGAAGAGCAUGAUGUAGAUGGAGCUAUUGGUCCAGAUUCCGUUGAUGAUACUACUGAAUCUCUGAACAAUGAGCGAAAGCAGUCGUUAGUUGGUGAUAAAAAGGAGAGAAUGAAGAGAGAGAAGAAGAAGCAGCGUUUGUUAGAGGAAACAGCCAAGGCUGAUAGGCGUGGAGUUUGUUAUUUGAGCCGAAUUCCUCCUCACAUGGAUCCUGCAAAGCUCCGUCAUGCUCUAUCACAGUAUGGUGAAAUCCAGAGGAUCUAUCUUGUACCAGAAGACUCAAAUCCGCUACAUUUUCAGAAGAAAGCUGCUAAGCAUAGGAUGCAAUCAUUCGCAGAAGGGUGGGUGGAAUUUACUGAUAAAGUUGUGGCAAAAAGAGUUGCAAACAUGUUAAACGGCGAACAAAUGGGUGGGAAGAAGAGAUCACAGUUCUAUUUCGAUACGUGGAACAUCAAGUACUUGAGUAAAUUCAAGUGGGAUGAUCUGACAGAGGAGAUUGCUAUAAAGAGAGCCGUCAGAGAACAGAAGCUAGCUUUAGAACUUUCUGCUGCAAAGAGGGAACGAGAUUUCUAUCUCUCCAAAGUUGAGAAAUCAAUCGCUCUUACUAACAUAGAAGAACGGCUGAAGAAGAAGCAAAAGGCACAAGAACCACCAAGGGUAAUCCGCCGAAUGCCACAGAAAAAGCCAGUGACUGAGAAAGCAGAGGAGAAGAAAUCUAAAAUCUCUAUGGAUGUCCUGGCCGGAGUGUUUGGGGGUUCUUCUGGGUGACAUCUUUGGUACCCCCUUCAGUUGCUGUCAUGAGGUCUGCAGCUUUCUGGGAAAUGCCUCAACGCUGUUUCCGAAGUGCCUUGUGGGUUAAGUUAUCUCUUUUCAGGUUUCCUUACGCACUGCGAUUUUGACGAGGAAGAGGGAAUGCAUCUAUAUCCGAAUUUCAGGGCUUUCUUGAAGAUGGUUGAUAAAUGUAGUGUGAGUGAAAAGGACAGUUAUUCUGAAACUUGAGACUGGGGAGUUCUCAACCUGGCAAUAGGUUACAAUGUUUAGUUGGAGUUGGUCGGAUGUAGAAGAAGAGUGAUGUAAACGCAAUAUAUUGGUGAAACUCUUACUUGGUUUACUAUAAUGCACAAUUAUUCAUAGGGUAAUUGGAGUAUUGUGUCUCGAUUCUUUGAUAUGGUCUUUUUAAGUUUUUGUCGAUUUAAAGUAGACAACUAUGAACAAAAUAUCUCAUUUGAA